AUGAUUCAACAAGAAUACCCCACCCAUCACUCAAAAACCUCUACAUCAUCAAACACCUCCCAAACAGUCGGCACUACCACACAUCCCCCUGUUCUCCAAUCCCCCCAUUCCACCCAACAAGACAAACCUUCACAACAAACUCAAAUCGUACAAGGGCUUCCACCACCCCAGCGAGUACACCCCACUCUCAAAGGUGUUCAUGUCGAUCCAGAACUCAAAGAUCACAGUGGGCCUCCUAUUCAAUCCGAUUGCUCCAGCACCUCUCAUCGAGCGGAUGAACUUCACAUUAUCAAUUUGUUGAGUCCCAGAAAAAAAAAGAAAGAACCAGCCAUCCUUGGAAAUGAUGAGCCCUCGUCAAAGGAAGAAGUCCAUGACACCAAAAUGCAAGAACUGUCACAUCUGAAUCACAAUACAGUUACUUCAGCCAAAGAUCCAUUGAUUGGGAAGGAAGGUCUCCCGAAUUAUGAGCAAGAAGCAUCAUCAAGCCCUAUAAAUCACAAAGGCGCUCUCAACACUGACACACUAGCACCAGGAUUACAUUUGGAAGCCACUGCAACUGAAAAUCAUUCUUCUGAUCAAUCCAAUACACCGUCAAAGCAAGAACCAAACCAGUCAAUUCACUCCAAGGAUAUUGGUCCAAGUGGUGAUCUUAAACAAACCUCACAGCUAGAUCUACCACCUCAGGACAAUCCACUUCCAGUUAUCAACAAAAAUGACUCCCCGAUUGUUGAUACCAUUCAACCAAGGGCAAAAUAUUGCAAGCGCAAGAUUGACAAUGUCCCCCCUCAGCUCCCACAACAAGUUUCUGCACGCCGCAUAGCUGCUGAGAGCAAGAAGUUAUUAGCUCAGAAUCCAAUGAUUAAGAUUAGAUCAUACUUUGCCGCCGCCGUAGAUUUCAUCAGGAGAAGAAACGGGCAGUGUGACAACGGCUCUCCACACCACCUUGUUGACAUCGACUGUACCAAAGUGUUCAGGAUCUGUGGUCAAUCCUAUACUCAAGAAUGA
This is a messenger RNA of Melampsora larici-populina 98AG31, 1005 nucleotides long. RefSeq lists its product as uncharacterized. NCBI's taxonomy places the organism in Eukaryota, Fungi, Basidiomycota, Pucciniomycetes, Pucciniales, Melampsoraceae. The transcript is spliced from 3 exons. Bases 1 to 1005 code for a protein of 334 amino acids. The record is from RefSeq and is a predicted model, not a curated record.